Molecule: messenger RNA, 2780 nt
Organism: Pecten maximus
Lineage: Eukaryota; Metazoa; Mollusca; Bivalvia; Pectinida; Pectinidae
Exons: 2
Coding region: 123-2189 (688 amino acids)
Molecular function (GO): zinc ion binding
Source: RefSeq, a predicted model, not a curated record
GUUAUUAGGAGAUGAGUUAUCGUUCCUCUUGUCUAUGGUAACCGGGAAACACACACAACACAUAACUCGUAGACACCAAAAUAUUGAAAAUAUCACCAACAUCGUGACGACUGUCAGAAGACAUGGCAGAAGCGGACCCGAGACCGGAAUACAGAUGUUUGAUUUGUACGUCACUCUACAAAGAACCGAGGCUGCUCCCUUGUGGUCAUACUUUCUGCUGUCGAUGUCUGACGUCAUACAUCGAAGCUGAAAACGUCACAGCGGACAAGGACCGUCACUUCUUCCCUUGUCCUGUCUGUGAGGCGCCAAUCACUCCUGAUGACGUCAAUACAGCCGUAAGUACAUGGGCGACAUGUUUUCCAGAAAAUAAUUUCCUUGUUGCCCCUACAGCCCAGUCGUCUGAUGUCCAUUUCUGUGCCCCUUGCCAACGAGGACAAGAAUCGAUCCCUGCUGAGGUCACGUGUACCGACUGUGAUGAGAAGCUCUGUAAACGGUGCCGAAUUCAUCAUGAACGGAGCAAGGCAUCAGCUGAUCAUCGACUUGUCUCCAUAUCUGGGAAUGUUUGGCAACUUUGUGAUGAAAAAGUGUACGAAAUCUGUCAUAAACAUAGUGGAAAACCCCUGGACGUGUACUGUGUAGACCACAGCGCUAUGUGUUGUAGUAUCUGUGUGUCGGUGUCACACAGGCAAUGUAACAAUGUUAAACCAAUGGAGGAUGUGAUCAAGAAGACAAUGGCUAAACAGAGUCUCGGCGAGAGAGAAUGGAGGGAGCUAACAGAGGAAACAAAGAAGAUGUUAGAUGAAGACGAUUUAGGGAUAACAACGCUAAACGCAAAAGAAAGGGAAGUUUCUGCGGAAAUGACGGACAGGAUACAGAAAGCUAAAGACAAGCUCGAUAGCCUCAACGCAAGAUUUCAAUCUGACCUCGCGGAUAAAUGCAGAACAUACAGACAACAGCUAUCGUCUCGACGGAAGAAUGUCAACACAUUCAACAUCAACGCGGAAAAUUCACAUCUACUGAUGUCACGUUCAGAUCAACAGUUAUCAGAGCGUCACCGAUUUUUCGUGAGAGAACAAACAAAACAUCAGAUAUCGGGACAUUACCGGCGUAUGGAUCAAAACACAAAGAAAGAACCAAAUACGUUUGACAUCACACUGAAGCUAGAGACAACGAUUGAUGAAAUCAUGAAAAUGACAACCCCGGGAAAUGUUGACGUCACCUCGACCCUUUCACCGGUGUCGCAGAAUGCAAAUGACCGUAUACAUUCUUUGAUUGGAACUUUGCUUUCGACGCUUUCCGCUACAACAUUUGAUGACUCGACUUCGACUUCUGACUUAAUGGGUUCUCUGCAGCAUCUGACAGUCCAGACUACUCCAGUAACGACCGCGGUGGAUGUAUGGACCGGGUCGGUAUCUUGUGUACAUACGGUUAACACCAGCACACUUAGAGGAAUGAACACGCCUUGGUUGAUGGGAGGAAUCUUUACUGACAACAAUGAAUUAGUUAUCACAGAUUACCAUAACCGUAGACUCCUACUGUUUGAUGAUAAAUAUUCCGACACGAGAGAAUAUAAAAUUAACGGUUACCCUACAUAUAUAGCACGUGGACGUACUGCUGAUGAGAUAUUUGUGGCUGUAGACCAGAAACAGAUACUGAGAUGUACACUACAGAAUGGUCAGCUGUCCAUGAUCAACACGAUCAGUAGUCUCCUUAGUACCUUUGGUAUAGCAGUACUCGGGGACAAUAUCCUGGUCGGUACUCCAGAUAGUGUGAAGGUUAUGUCUAUCGAUGGGAAGGUCACCAAGUCAAUAAAGAAGGGAGGAGAUUACACAUACAUCGCAGUAUCUACAUCUAAGUCCACUGUAUACCACACAGAUAACAAUGACGUAGUGUGUAGACGACUAGACAGUGACGCAGUAGUCUACAGGUACAGGGAUCCUGGUCUGAGAGAUCCUGUAGGUAUUGGACUGGACCGAGAUAACAAUGUGUAUGUUUGUGGUCACAUGUCCAAUAACAUUUACCUCGUUUCACCUGACGGGUCACGUGGGAGGGUACUACUGUCCGAGCUGUCCGGUAUCACAAUGCCAUACUGUAUAGUGGUCCAUCCAACUAAACAGGAGUUCGUGGUUACUUCUCACAGGGAAUCUACUGCACUCGAGGUCUACAAAUUCAGUGACAACAGCAUAUAAAUACUUUUAUGUAUAAUAUCAAUGAGGCGAUUCGGAUAGGAAGCUUAUAAUAUAUACAAUGUAUAUUUACAGGUAAAGUCUGUAACCCGCUACCAAUUUGAAUCUUUGUGAAAAUUUGAUAGGUUUGUUAUUCCGAAACCCGAUAGAUGCAUUAAGUAUAUAACCACGCUGUACAUUCGAGGGAUACACUUGUGGUUUUGUAAUGUUAUGUGCGUUUGAGUAAUAUAUUAUUUAGCGGCUUAGAAAUGAUCAUACCCGCAACAAUGGGCAAGUACUAUUUCAUAUUUUUUCCACAUUACUGCCUUAUUUUGACCACACAUUUUUCAUCAACACGUGCAGUAAGACAUGCCUUUUGUUAUAGAAUUUAUAAUGUAAAAAUGUUUUUUUUUUCAUAUUGAAAACAUAUUUUUGUACUACUUUGGAGAUGUUCACGUCAUUAGGAGUAGAAUGAGCAGACACUGACGUGUUUACUGAGACAUAUAUUGUUAGUGAACAAAUACGAUACAUUACAUUGUUACGUAAAAAUGUAUUAGGCAACAAUAUAAUCAGUGCAUAUUGCAAACCGUCGAGUAAAGUAUUUAACCGUCUAGU